Ostertagia ostertagi is the source of this 1101-nucleotide messenger RNA. The record is from the annotation of a GenBank genome assembly. Lineage: Eukaryota; Metazoa; Nematoda; Chromadorea; Rhabditida; Trichostrongylidae.
CAGUUUCUGCAGUUCCUUACCGGCUCGUGCGAAUUAUGUCCUGGAAGCACACUCACAGAAGAGUUGAGGACCCACGUGCUUGGAGCGCACAAUCUUUAUCGAUAUUUCGUGAACGAUGGAUACAAUAUUGGUCCUGACGAUACCGAAUAUCCUACUGCAAAAAAUAUGUAUGCAAUGAGAUGGAGCUGUGGAUUGGAGAGAUUGGCUAGAGAAGCUGUCGAAGGAUGCCCUAGCCAAAAACCAAACAAUUCCCUGUAUGCAAGCAAUAUUCUAUACGGAACGAAACAACGCGGAUAUAAGCAGCCGGAGAUUGACAAUCUUCUUCAACUCUCGUUCAACGAUUUUGCAACCGCACGCUCCAAAUACCAAUGGGGCAACAUGGUACUGAACUUCCAGGGCCCCGAACCGUUGAGAUCGCUAGCGAAUAUUUAUCGUGCUGUCACACUUUCUGUCGGUUGCUCUCAGCAGACUUGCAACGACAAAGCCACCGCCGUGUGUUUCUUCAGCAAACCUGAGCUUAGGAAUGGCCAGUUAAUAUACCGAGCAGGCACGCCUUGUAAGUCAGAUCAAGAAUGCACAACGUAUCCCCGGUCAACGUGCAACGUUACUGAAACACUCUGCCACGCUCAAUCUUUCGAAACUGUUCCUGCAGGUGCAAACAAUCAGUGCUCCAACAACACAGGAAUGACAGACAGCUUAAGAGAGAAGUUCCUCAAAAUGCACAAUUAUCGUAGGUCCAAUAUGGCUCUGGGAAAAGUUGAGAAGUUCAACGGCAAAUUUUUCCCCAAGGCUGCUAACAUGGAGAAGAUGGAGUACGACUGCGACCUGGAAGCUGAUGCCAUGAUCUACGCUGAAACAUGUGCACUUGUGCCGUCCUAUCCUGGCACUAGGAAAGAUCAGGGAGAGAACGUAGCUGUGGUGGAGCCUCAGAGUGCGGAAAGUUUCGACAAAGCUGCUCAAUGGGCCAUGCGAUCGUGGUUCAAACCGAUAAAGGAGGACGGUAGCAUUGGAAUUAAAGAAGUAACAUUCAAAGAGAAACACAGAUAUACCCCUGUAGCUGGAGCGACUCAGGUUGUGUGGUCAACCACGAAUAAGGUCGGA